Molecule: messenger RNA, 569 nt
Organism: Manduca sexta (tobacco hornworm)
Lineage: Eukaryota; Metazoa; Arthropoda; Insecta; Lepidoptera; Sphingidae
Product: homeobox protein MOX-2-like
Exons: 3
Coding region: 1-519 (172 amino acids)
Biological process (GO): positive regulation of transcription by RNA polymerase II
Cellular component (GO): nucleus
Molecular function (GO): RNA polymerase II cis-regulatory region sequence-specific DNA binding; DNA-binding transcription factor activity, RNA polymerase II-specific
Source: RefSeq, a predicted model, not a curated record
AUGGAUUUCAUAAAACAAACUUUUUCGAUUGAGAACAACGUGAAAUAUCCCGAAAAUCUAGAACAAUACGUGGAUUACAACCAAGAAGUGACGCAAGAGUGCUUCCCCCAGAAUUACAUGCCUUUCUUCUACGACUACCGUUCGGCUGAUCGAAAUGUGUAUGAAGUGGAUGAGAGUGGGGAUUGGUGGGGUGAUAUGGGGGAUAACCAGGUCACGGUGAAGGAAGAGACGGACGAAGCUGGAACAUCAAAUUUGAACUUUAGUGAAGAUGAAGUCCGUUCACCAGCUGGAGGGCGGAAGGAGCGCACAGCAUUCACGAAAGCGCAGAUCAAGAGUCUAGAAGCUGAGUUCGCGCGCGCCAACUACUUGACACGGCUCAGGAGAUAUGAGAUCGCUGUAGCUUUGCAUCUCACCGAAAGACAGGUAAAGGUGUGGUUCCAGAACAGAAGAAUGAAAUGGAAGCGAACCAAAGGCGCCUCUAAACAUAACAAGAGGAAAGAAAAUUGUACUAUGGAGUAAAUGUUAAAAAACAUUAAUACUAGUGCAGUAUAGAUUAAAUUGUAAUUCCA